Messenger RNA from Asterias rubens (European starfish), 1082 nucleotides. RefSeq lists its product as uncharacterized. The transcript is spliced from 2 exons. The record is from RefSeq and is a predicted model, not a curated record. The coding region runs from base 155 to 1042 and encodes 295 amino acids. NCBI's taxonomy places the organism in Eukaryota, Metazoa, Echinodermata, Asteroidea, Forcipulatida, Asteriidae.
UGAACAACCCGGUGCAAUACAUCUGUAGUAAACUGCUGUUGUUUUUGGGAUCUAGGAUAGCCCGAAGAACACUAACAACUGAUAAGAGAGACAAUACUGGUGGUUGACAGCAUAAUUGACAUCGGCAGCACAUUAUACAACAAUCUUGAGGAUCAUGGCAGACACCAAUCAGCCUCGUGUUAUGUUGUGGGCGGUUUACCGUUCAUGCUCCACGGUAACCAUGCGAGCCUUAAGCACAAUCGAAGGAGGAAAAUACUUCUACGAGCCCUAUACCGCUGCUGCAUACUUUGGCCCAGAAAGGGUGUUUCCGAGAGUUAAUAGUGUACUUGACAAGGCUACCAGUGAUCUUCCUGGUUCGGACCUCGCCUACGAUAACCAGGUGAAUACAUUUUCCUGGGUAAAACAGACAUUAGAAGAAGAACAUGAAGGGGCCAGACUAGUAUUCGUUAAGGAUCACGCAUACAGUCUGAAGAUAGCAGGGAAAGGUUGGGAUGAAAUCCCAAACGGAUAUCGGCACACUUUCCUUAUUCGUAAUCCCAACAAAACAAUUCCAUCAUGGAGGAAACUCAACUUGGAGUUCAAACCAUCUUCUGGAACAAUGGAUGAAGAGAAGAUGGAGGCGUGGCAGGAUCUACAGAUGGGCAGUCUCGCAGGAGGGUUUCAAAGCUUGAUUGAGCUCUACGAAUACGUCAGAGAAAACCUGGACCCCGACCCCUUCGUCAUGGAUGCUGAUGAUCUCCUGGCCGACCCGGAAGCAAUGAUACCGGCUUACUGUCAGGCAACAGGGAUACCUUUCAGGAAAAAGAUGGUGGAAUGGGGAGAAGACAACGGAGAACCAGCCCAAGCCAGAUGGGUCAUUUGCCGCCCCAAUCUGGCAUCAUUUCAACUCCAUUACAAACAAAAGGCUAUCACUGCCGCUUGCUUCUCAAAAGAAGUGGAAUCGGAGAUCAAAUCGACACCUAGUCCGAAAGUAGCUGCACUCAUUCAGCGUUGUAUGCCCUUCUAUGAAAAACUUUACCAGCAGCGCCAUGUUCUAGAGUGAUAACAUCAUCUGCGAGGUACGUGCGGGUUUUGUACGGUCU